Molecule: messenger RNA, 486 nt
Organism: Tetrahymena thermophila SB210
Lineage: Eukaryota; Ciliophora; Oligohymenophorea; Hymenostomatida; Tetrahymenidae
Product: tetratricopeptide repeat protein
Exons: 1
Source: RefSeq, a predicted model, not a curated record
AUGAUGGAUUCUCUAAAAUAGUUUGGACAGCAAAUUUUAUAUUCGUAAAGCAAAGGCAAACAAUAAAUAAGUUAGGAAUAAGCUCUACUUUAAUCCAUAUUUUUAUCAUAAAAUCAAACUGUUCAAGAUAUUGUCUAACUUACAUAAAUAAACAACCAAAAUUCAAAAUAACUUAACAAUGAAGAUUUUGAAUUGAAAAGAAUGAAACUCAUGCUUAUUUUCUCAAAACAAUAAAAUUAAAAAUAAAAUGAUAUGCAAUAAUUACUACAUAAAAUCUAAAUGCUAGAUUCAUUUUAAAAAAUCAAAGUGUUUCAUAUGAAAUAAUCGAUGAUAAUAGAUAGCACUAAUUAAUCUUUUUAAUAUAAAAAUCUAAUUUACGAAUCUUUUUCAGAUGAAAACAAAUUUGUUUCUAAUGUGCUUAAAUAGAGAAAUAAUAAAGAUUUUAAAGAAGAGUACGAAUACAUAACUAUUCUAAAUAAUUCAUGA